UGAGGUCGAAAUUAGCGUGCGAAGUGCUGUUCCCACCCUCAGGGUGGCACUCGGGAGCGGUAACCCCAAGGCCCCAGCAGGUGCCCAGAAUGAACCGACAUGUGAUUUCACUUGGCCACCCUGCAGGCUGGGUGCCCUAGAGCCGCCCGUCCUCCUCAAUGGUUUCCCAACUCUCGGCUUUAGCUCAGGCUCUUUUUCUCGAACAAGAGAGUAAGUGCCCCUCUCUGACCCGCUCCUGGGGAUCUGCCUUCUGGGCACACGCAGAGCCACAGCAGGUGGGACGUGCUGCUGCCCACUGGAGGAGCCCUCCCUUGGUUAGGAGACCCCUGACCUCUGACUCACAAGAUGAGUCAGCUGAGGUUGCUGCCCUUCCGGCUUAGGGCUCAGGCCACAGGGCUCCUGGCCACACGGGCUGUCCCUGAGAGGAACUGGCGCAGUAGGUCCUCUGGGCCCCCAGCUGCCUUCCCCAGUGGCCUGGGUGGAGGCAGCUCCAGCUACAUGGAGGCGAUGUACUCGGCCUGGCUGGAAAACCCACAGAGUGUGCACAAGUCCUGGGACAGCUUCUUCCAGAAAACUAGUGAGGAGGCCUCACAUGCUGCUCCUGAGGGAAGACCUGUGCCUUCCCAACGGACCACAACCAGCAAGCUGGUGGAGGACCACCUGGCUGUGCAGUCCCUCAUCCGGGCCUACCAGAUUCGGGGUCACCAUGUGGCCCAGCUGGACCCCCUAGGCAUUCUGGAUGCAGAUCUGGACUCCUUCGUGCCUUCUGACUUGAUCACGACCAUCGACAAGCUGGCCUUCUAUGACCUGGGGGAGGCAGACCUGGACAAGGAGUUCCAGCUGCCCACCACCACCUUCAUUGGGGGCUCCGAGAACACCCUGUCGCUGCGGGAGAUCAUCCGGCGGCUGGAGAGCACCUACUGCCAGCACAUCGGCUUGGAGUUCAUGUUCAUCAACGAUGUGGAACAGUGCCAGUGGAUCCGGCAGAAGUUUGAGACCCCUGGAGUGAUGCAGUUCUCCAGUGAGGAGAAGCGGACCCUGCUGGCCAGGCUGGUGCGCUCCAUGAGGUUUGAAGACUUCCUGGCCCGGAAGUGGUCUUCAGAGAAGCGUUUUGGUCUGGAGGGCUGUGAAGUCAUGAUCCCUGCCCUCAAAACCAUUAUCGACAAAUCGAGUGAAAUGGGGAUUGAGAACGUCAUCCUGGGCAUGCCGCACAGGGGCAGGCUGAAUGUGCUGGCCAAUGUGAUCCGAAAGGACCUGGAGCAAAUCUUCUGCCAGUUUGACCCCAAGCUGGAGGCUGCCGAUGAGGGCUCUGGGGAUGUCAAGUACCACUUGGGCAUGUACCAUGAGAGGAUCAACCGUGUCACCAACAGGAACAUCACCCUGUCUCUUGUGGCCAACCCUUCACACCUGGAAGCCGUGGACCCUGUGGUUCAGGGAAAGACAAAGGCAGAGCAAUUCUACCGCGGGGACACCCAGGGCAGAAAGGUCAUGUCCAUCCUGGUGCAUGGAGAUGCGGCCUUUGCUGGCCAGGGUGUGGUCUAUGAGACUUUCCACCUGAGUGACCUGCCCUCCUAUACCACCAAUGGCACCGUGCACGUCGUUGUCAACAACCAGAUUGGCUUCACCACAGACCCCCGGAUGGCCCGCUCCUCCCCGUACCCCACCGACGUGGCCCGAGUGGUCAAUGCACCCAUCUUCCACGUGAACGCUGAUGAUCCAGAGGCUGUGAUCUAUGUCUGCAGUGUGGCAGCUGAGUGGAGGAAUACCUUCAACAAAGACGUUGUCGUGGACCUGGUCUGUUAUCGCCGGCGUGGCCACAACGAGAUGGAUGAGCCCAUGUUCACACAGCCGCUCAUGUACAAGCAGAUCCAUAGGCAGGUGCCUGUGCUGAAGAAAUAUGCUGACAAGCUCAUUGCUGAGGGCACUGUCACCCUGCAGGAGUUCGAGGAAGAAAUCGCCAAAUAUGACCGGAUCUGUGAGGAGGCGUACGGCAGGUCCAAGGACAAGAAGAUCCUGCACAUAAAGCACUGGCUGGACUCGCCCUGGCCUGGCUUCUUCAACAUGGAUGGAGAACCCAAGAGCAUGACCUGCCCCACCACAGGCAUCCCCGAGGACAUGUUGACCCAUAUCGGCACUGUGGCCAGCUCUGUGCCCCUGGAGGACUUUAAGAUCCACACAGGCCUCUCCCGCAUCCUGCGCAGCCGAGCAGACAUGACAAGGAAGCGGCUGGUAGACUGGGCCCUGGCCGAGUACAUGGCCUUUGGCUCCCUGCUGAAGGAGGGCAUCCAUGUACGGCUCAGUGGGCAGGAUGUGGAGCGGGGCACGUUCAGCCACCGACACCAUGUUCUCCAUGACCAGGAAGUUGACCGGAGGACGUGUGUCCCAAUGAACCACCUCUGGCCUGACCAGGCCCCCUACACCGUGUGCAACAGCUCCCUGUCAGAGUAUGGAGUCCUGGGCUUUGAGCUGGGCUACGCCAUGGCCAGCCCCAACGCCUUGGUCCUCUGGGAGGCUCAGUUUGGUGACUUCCACAACACGGCCCAGUGCAUCAUUGACCAGUUCAUCAGCACGGGCCAGGCCAAGUGGGUGCGGCACAACGGCAUCGUGCUCCUGCUGCCCCACGGCAUGGAGGGCAUGGGCCCAGAGCACUCGUCAGCACGGCCUGAGCGGUUCCUGCAGAUGAGCAAUGAUGACUCGGACGCCUACCCUGUCUUCACUGAGGACUUUGAGGUGAGCCAGCUCUAUGACUGCAAUUGGAUCGUGGUGAACUGCUCCACGCCGGCCAGCUACUUCCAUGUGUUGCGCCGGCAGAUCCUACUGCCCUUCCGCAAGCCAGUGAGUGCCGGCCUCCCUACCUGUCCACCCACAGUACACUGCAGUGCAGUUAGAAGGUGGGGACCAUGUGGGCAGGGGCUGCUGGCAGCCAGGCACGUGUUUCCUUUGCAGCUGAUCAUCUUCACGCCCAAGUCCCUGCUGAGGCACCCAGAAGCCAAGUCCAGCUUUGACCAGAUGGUAUCUGGGACCAGCUUCCAGCGGGUGAUCCCAGAAGAUGGGAAGGCAGCACAGGCUCCGGGGCAGGUGCGACGGCUCAUCUUCUGCACAGGAAAGGUGUACUAUGACCUGGUGAAGGAGCGAAGCAGCCAGGGCCUGGACGGGCAGGUGGCCCUCACACGCCUGGAGCAGAUCUCCCCAUUCCCCUUCGACCUGAUCAGGCAGGAGGCAGAGCGGUUCCCUGGUGCUGAGUUGGUGUGGUGUCAGGAAGAGCACAAGAACAUGGGCUACUACGACUACAUCAGCCCACGCUUCAUGACCAUCCUUGGCCGAACUCGGCCCAUAUGGUAUGUUGGCCGUGAGCCCGCCGCUGCACCAGCCACAGGAAACAGGAACACUCACCUGGUGUCUCUAAGGAAGUUUCUGGACACCGCCUUCGAUCUUCGGGCCUUUGAGGGAAAGACAUUCUAGAGUGGGCAAUGCCGGCCUGGUUCUUGAGCUGGGGGCUUAGGAUACUGGGAGAGUGGGCUGCUGGGCCCCAGGAUGUGUCACACUCCUGGCCUCUAUAUCAGGCUGGCUUUGGCCUGUGUGUCUGUGUCACCAUCAGGACGGAGGGGUCUGAUGGGGAGGUGCAUAACCUUUGUCCCCCAGCACCUGGCCUCUUCUAGACGUGGUGUGCAGCUUCUGCGUCUGUAAUGUUCAUGACCUGGAACUCUACUGUCGCCCAUUCCUAUGCUGUCCAGCUUGGCUGCUGCUCGCCCUAUUCAUGUUAAUCUGUAGAUCCCAGGGGAAGCUGUGAUGUGAGCUCUUAGAAGUAGGGCAGCGACCCACAGUUCAGCCACUGUGCCCUUCGUGGGCAUGUCCUAUGGGAUAUGGCUCACAGGUACCAAAGUAGAAACCAAAUAUAGAGAAAUAAAAAAGAUG
Messenger RNA from Octodon degus (degu), 3915 nucleotides. RefSeq names its product oxoglutarate dehydrogenase like (gene Ogdhl). The transcript has 23 exons. Bases 346 to 3462 code for a protein of 1038 amino acids. Gene Ontology annotation, cellular component: oxoglutarate dehydrogenase complex; mitochondrion. Gene Ontology annotation, molecular function: oxoglutarate dehydrogenase (succinyl-transferring) activity; thiamine pyrophosphate binding. The record is from RefSeq and is a predicted model, not a curated record. Gene Ontology annotation, biological process: tricarboxylic acid cycle. NCBI's taxonomy places the organism in Eukaryota, Metazoa, Chordata, Mammalia, Rodentia, Octodontidae.